Messenger RNA from Nicotiana tabacum (common tobacco), 237 nucleotides. The record is from RefSeq and is a predicted model, not a curated record. NCBI's taxonomy places the organism in Eukaryota, Viridiplantae, Streptophyta, Magnoliopsida, Solanales, Solanaceae.
AUGAGUUACUACAAUCAACAACCUCCUGUUGGUGUCCCUCCACCACAAGGGUAUCCACCACAAGGCUACCCCCCGCAGGGGUAUCCUCCACAGGGACCGGGGUACCCACCCCAGUAUGCCCCUCAGUACGCGCCACCUCAACAACAACAACAACAACAAUCAUCUGGUGGCGCGGGACUCAUGGGAGGAUGUUUGGCUGCUCUGUGUUGUUGCUGUCUCUUAGAUGCAUGCUUUUGA